AUGGAUGAUGUCGGUGGGAGUACUCAAUGGCUUAAGUUCUGCGAGGUGUCAAUCAGCCAAAACAGCUUGGAGACGAUAUGGUUUCUCGGAAUUCUCUAUUACGUUGAGGCUUGCCACAUGUGCAAUAAGAACUGGUGUGCCGGACCGUACAUGCAGCACGACACCUACGUUGAAGUUGAUCAUCUGAAAGGACCUUCCUUGGCAGAUGCGCCUGAGGGCUGCGGCGUGAUCACCUCCGAUACCAGGAUGGCCCGCAACCCCGAGACAGGAGCAAUCUACGCCCUGGUUCCUUUCAUGUCGAAAACUUCAAGCCCAUGUGAUUGCACGACGGAGUGGAUGAGCGGACAUGUUCAUGUGGUCUUCAAUGGUUGUGCGGAUCACAGCCAUGAUGGGCAAAUUUGGUGCUACGUUGUCGGAGGAAGGAAAUGCUCGCAGGCAACAGAGUCUUCUUGGUUUCCUGGCGCAUAUUUUCUUACUGGGUGCACGCCUUCCACUCAGUCCACUCCAAAACAGGUACUUGGCCGCCCAUUAACGCUGAACGGCAAGACCUUGCUGGCUACUGCCACUGCAACGCGUGAGUUCAAGGAUUUGGCUGAUGGGUGGGGAUUCCCCGCCAGUAACUUGGGUCACCCAAUGCUGUCAGCAGUGAGCGGCAGAGCUGCGCAUAUGCCUCAGGAAUUGCUGGAGGAAGCCCUGCGUGGCUUUGGCACCGGAAAUCCAUUCCCAGAGGCAACCGGCACUCUGGCGAUGGAAUCGCAACUCCCGCACAUGCUUGCUGUGGCACAAGCGGAGCUUGCCAGUGCGGGUCCUGAGGAGCGUGAGCAUUGGAAGGAAGCGGGCUUGGCAGAGCAUGCGUCAGUUGGUUCCUUUGCGAAGCUUUGCUUGGAGUUGCUUGUUGCAGGAGCACCGCCAAGGUUGUUGCGCCGCGCCAUCAAGGCACAGGAGGAGGAACUUGUGCAUGCUCAUCUGUCUCUGGGCCUUUUGCGUGGUGCACACCAUGAACUCCAAUCGCCCACUGUCUUCAAAAGCUUGAGGGUCGACCUCGCCAAUGCUACCCAGACAGAUGGCCAUGGUGGCUUUGCCAUCGAACGCUUGGACCUCCCAGAACACAGCUUUGAAGUACGGCGUGACUUUGUUGCGCUCCGAAAUGCCGCCAUCGAGGAGGGUCUCAUCGGCGAGGGCCGUGCGGCGCUUCGGCUCUUCCAGCGCUCUCUUGAAACUCUGCAUGGCCAGAGCGAGGGUCAGCUGGAUGGCCGCGAGGUGUUGUCGGAAGGCCGCCGGGCUCUUGCGAAGAUCGUUUGGGCGAUUGCGAACGAUGAGGCGCGCCACGCCGCAUUGGCCAUGGAGACCAUUGAGUGGCUUUCGGGGAGAGACAGCAGACCACAGGCACAGCUGCCCAAAGUGCAGAUCAGCUCAGGGACUGUGGUCGUGCAGGAGGUUGCAUAA
Molecule: messenger RNA, 1446 nt
Organism: Symbiodinium natans
Lineage: Eukaryota; Dinophyceae; Suessiales; Symbiodiniaceae
Source: the annotation of a GenBank genome assembly